AUGGUAAUGCGAACAUUUUCUAGUGGGAAAUCUAUUACCCUCCGAAACUCUACCCUGCGACUAUCGCUAAUGACUACUAUUGUAUCUAUUCACAAUAAUAGUAGCAAUACUAGUGGUAGUAGUAUUUGUUGUUCUUGUUGUAAUAGUAAUAGUAAUGGUAGUGGAGGGACAUCUGAAAUGAUCAGCAGAGUCAUUUUUUCACAAAGUCGUGGUAUUCGCACUGUAAUUGCCCCUCGUCCUGCUGUGACCACACUUAUUUAUCUCGAUUCGUAUGGACGGCCUGUACGUAAUAAUACAGAAACAGAACUCUCACUUAUCCGAACACGUGAUAAUAAGUUUUACCUUCAACGAGUGCUUGAGGGUGGAGAAGUUGUCCGUUGGCGAGCCGCAGGAUUAGAUCAUUUAAAGAAUGUUACUAACUUUGAAACGUACUCAUUGAAUGAAAUUGAUGAGUAUGGUGGUAUUAUUAUUCCCUCUGAUGUAAUGCCGACAGCAGGAAAUGAUCCACCCAGUUUUCAUGAUGCUGUUUAUUAUAUAAAUCGUAUGGAGGCAACAAAGAAAUUAACACGUAAAGAUCGUCGUCAAUGGCAUAGACGUCUCUUCUCUCACUGGAAAGAGAGUCCAGAUAAGUUAUUUAAUCACGUUAUGGGAAUGUAUGGAAUACCUUUUUUAGUGAUACUCUGGUUAAUGGUACGUGCAUUUCAUAGUAUUAAAAACAAUAAACCCUUCUGGGAUGUAAAUGUAUAUGGGAAAACAGAUGAAGAGUUUGAUAGACAAGAUCCUUGGCUUCGAUUAAAACGUUUCUCUGAUCGUCAUCCAGAACAUGAGGGACUUGAUUUAACGGUAACGAUGAUGUCUCCAGGGCAAUCACGGCUCUCCAACACACGGGCGGAAUUGCGAGAAACAGACUUUACAGAUCCACACUUUCACAGUGAGUUGUGGUGGAAGUUAAGACACUUGCGGUAUUAUGGACAUUGGCCAAAAGGACUGACAGAGUGA
Molecule: messenger RNA, 999 nt
Organism: Trypanosoma theileri
Lineage: Eukaryota; Euglenozoa; Kinetoplastea; Trypanosomatida; Trypanosomatidae
Exons: 1
Coding region: 1-999 (332 amino acids)
Source: RefSeq, a predicted model, not a curated record